AUGGCGAUGAAAACCAAACGCGAGUUGUCAUCUUCCACCUCUCCCAGCUCCAUCGUUUCAGUUUUCUCGCUCGAAUCCUCUGUCCGCCCUCCAUCUCGAUUCUCGUCGAGCGGCUGCCGUCGCUUCUGCUCCGGCAACUCGCGAUCCUCGCGGCGCGAUCGCAUGCGAAAUCUUGCUCCCGGGAGGAGAGGAGCGGACUCCGUUUCCCCGGCGGGAAGGAGAGGCGGACGGCCUCGGGGCGUGACGACCGCGACCUGAACCCCGAUCGGUGCUCGAAUGCGAGUUCGCGCUGGCUCUUUCGGAUGCCGACCGACGGAGUAUGCGCGCCCAUCGCGGAACUGCGCGAUCGGGCGCUGGACCGGUGCUCCCGCUGGUUCCCCUGCCUCGCCGACCCCGCUCGGAGAUCUUCGUUGGUGUUGAAGGUGGCUCUGGUGGCGCUGCAUCUUGUAUAUGCGGGCAUUCUAUUUUCAUUUGACGAAGACUUGAUCGAGAACACGAGAAGGCAACCGUGGUACAUUGCCUUGUAUUUGCUGCUUUUUGUCGCUGCAUUAAUCCAAUACUUCAUCACAGCUGGAUCUUCUCCAGGAUAUGUCCUUGAUGCGAUGAAAGCUUACAAUGAAGCAAACUCACUGUUUAUAAGGAGUCCAACAGCUUCAAAACAUCCUGCUUCGAGCAAGAAUGGUAGCUUGACUGUGACUGUGGAUAUUAAUCAGUCUGGAAGAAACUCUCUUGGAAGUAGUUCUUGGUCAAAGAUGGUUAUGGAAUUUUAUCCCCUUGGAACUUCCAUAAGAACUAUGACAUGCUCGUACUGUAAUAUUGAGCAGCCUCCAAGAGCAAAGCACUGUCAUGAUUGUGAUAAAUGUGUUCUUCAAUUUGAUCACCACUGUGUUUGGCUUGGGACAUGCAUUGGCCAGGGUAAUCACUGUCAUUUUUGGUGGUAUAUAUUUGAAGAGACUGCACUGUGCUUGUGGACUGGCAUCUUGUACAUUACAUACCUGAAGACUAGCAUAUCUGGGGCUUGGUGGAAGGAUCUGAUAAUGAUACUACUAUUAAUUUCUCUGGUGGUUUUAUUCAUCUUUCUUCUCCUACUACUGCUUUUUCAUAGCUACCUUGUGCUGACGAAUCAGACCACCUAUGAACUUGUCAGACGUAGACGCAUCCCAUACCUCAGAGGACUUCCUGAAAACGUUUUCCCUUUUAGUAAGGGUGUAUGCAGAAACUUGUACAGAUUCUGUUGUGCUCAAAGCACCAUUUACGAUAUGGAAAGGCUGCCCACAGCUUUUGAAGUUGAAGAGAAGUUGAGGCCAUACACUUGCUUGGAUGUUCUAACGUGCCGUUGCUGCUAAGCUUUUGACCUAUUUGUAAUUCUACUCAACUAUUUUUCUGUGUGCAUAUUGUAUAGUCCGGGUGCUGGCAUUUUCACUGUCAAAUUGCUUAGGCUUGUUUGUUGAUCUUUAGGUGGUAUAUAGAUAAUACUUUGCGGGGGCAUAUUUGGCUUUUCUUUCAUUUGGCCUUGUAAUAUUCUCUUGUAGCAUCUCGCCAAAGUUGACCAAUAGAAUGGGGAUUGGGGAUAGUUCAUUA
Messenger RNA from Eucalyptus grandis, 1581 nucleotides. RefSeq names its product protein S-acyltransferase 10. Lineage: Eukaryota; Viridiplantae; Streptophyta; Magnoliopsida; Myrtales; Myrtaceae. Gene Ontology annotation, cellular component: endoplasmic reticulum; Golgi apparatus. Gene Ontology annotation, molecular function: protein-cysteine S-palmitoyltransferase activity. Gene Ontology annotation, biological process: peptidyl-L-cysteine S-palmitoylation; protein targeting to membrane. Bases 303 to 1346 code for a protein of 347 amino acids. The transcript has 11 exons. The record is from RefSeq and is a predicted model, not a curated record.